AUGGCGUUCCAUUUCCCGUGUAGGAGGAGUCAUGCAUCAUCGGACUUUAGAUUAUACGCCCUUAUUAACCAUGAGGGAAGUUACGCAGGAGGCCACUAUGAGGCCGUUUGCUACCACCAAAAAUGCCAGCGGUGGUAUCUGUUUGAUGACAGUACAGUACGACUCCUGCCAGAGGACGCUGACAUAGUGAAUAACAAUAAUUAUAUCCUACUCUUCAGAAAGAUCAGGCAGGCCAGCUCAUCCGAACACCUCUCUGAAAUGCUACCCAGCACCACUACUUUAGUGCGUAAAAAUGCUACCAUUACUCCCAUCAAACCACCAACUCCUAUUAAGCCGUCAAAGUAUUUCAAGACCUGCUAA
Molecule: messenger RNA, 360 nt
Organism: Gregarina niphandrodes
Lineage: Eukaryota; Apicomplexa; Conoidasida; Eugregarinorida; Gregarinidae
Product: ubiquitin carboxyl-terminal hydrolase
Exons: 1
Coding region: 1-360 (119 amino acids)
Biological process (GO): protein deubiquitination
Molecular function (GO): cysteine-type deubiquitinase activity
Source: RefSeq, a predicted model, not a curated record